AUGCAUACAUUUGUACUAGGUGUAGAUUUGGGCACUACGUCAAUUAAAGCAGUUUUAUUAGAAUGCCAAUCAAGGAGUAUCGUUGCAAGCCAGACUUUACCAACCGCUUCCGACAUCGCCGAUUGUAACGGGAUUAAGGUACGUGUGUGCUUGUUUAUCUGGGAAUCCGUCAUCGUUAUACAGGCAAAGGAGCAAGAUACCGGCCGGAUCCUGGACACGCUGAACCGGUGCAUUGGUCUUCUCCCCAGAGAUAAACUGCAACAUGUGUGCAAGAUAGGAGUUUCAGGACAGAUGCAUGGGGUUCUGUUCUGGAAUUCAGAGAGUGGUUGCGAUUGGUCCCGAGGCAACUUCAGUCAUCUGAUCACCUGGCAAGAUGGCCGCUGCGACGAAAAAUUCCUGUCCUCUCUUCCAAAACCGGACUCGCACCUCAGCGUGGCUACAGGAUUCGGCUGUGCGACAGUCUUCUGGUACAUGAAACACAGGCCUGCGUUCCUAAAGGACUUCACGGUCGCAGGUACCAUCCAGGACUAUGUUGUUUCCUUGUUGUGCGGGUUGGACAGGUGUCUCAUGACCCCUCAGAAUGCAGCCAGCUGGGGUUUCUUUAACACAUGCUCUAACCAAUGGAAUGCAGAUAUUCUGAACGGCGCCGGCUUCCCUUUGCACCUGCUUCCUCAGUGUGUCCCCUCUGGUGAGUUGGCGGGCCACACGCUCACUGACUGGCACGGCAUCCCCGCGGGGACUCCAGUUGGGGCCGCCCUGGGAGAUUUCCAGUGCGCCGUCUACUCCUGUCUGAGUGCGCAGGCAGAUGCAGUUCUUAACAUAAGCACCUCAGCCCAGUUGAGCUUCGCCAUGCCAGCUGACUUCAAACCUCCCGACUCUCCUCAGCCUGACUCCUCCGUUGCCUUCUUCCCGUACUUUGGCCACUCGUACCUGGCGGUUGCGGCGUCGCUAAAUGGAGGCAAUGUGCUGGCCACUUUUGUGGAAAUGCUGACUGGCUGGAUGAAAGAGCUCGGUAUGGAUCUGAGCGACCAGUCUUUGUAUGAGAAGAUGAUCAGUUGCGCUUUAAACCAGGAAAGCAGCAACCUCACUGUGACUCCCACCAUCCUUGGUGAGAGGCACGAGCCUUUCACUCUGGGUCAGGUGACUAACAUCUCCACCUGCAAUAUCUCUCUGGGUCAUGUCACCAGAGCGCUAUGCCGAGGAAUUCUGGAAAACCUAGCCUCCAUGAUGCCGCCCGAGCGUCUGCAGAAGGCAGGGGUCCGCAGGAUAGUGGGCAGCGGGAGUGCCCUUGCACGUAAUGAGGUGCUGAGACAGGAAGUGAAGAGAGUGUUUGCUUUACCGGUGGUAUAUGGACAGAACGCAGACUCUGCUGUUGGUGUUGCGUUGAUCCUCUGUGACCAAAUAUGA
Messenger RNA from Nerophis lumbriciformis (worm pipefish), 1407 nucleotides. The record is from RefSeq and is a predicted model, not a curated record. Lineage: Eukaryota; Metazoa; Chordata; Actinopteri; Syngnathiformes; Syngnathidae.